Coregonus clupeaformis (lake whitefish) is the source of this 523-nucleotide messenger RNA. It is a transcript of the gene sst1.2, whose product is annotated as somatostatin 1, tandem duplicate 2. The record is from RefSeq and is a predicted model, not a curated record. Gene Ontology annotation, biological process: regulation of cell migration. Gene Ontology annotation, cellular component: extracellular region. Gene Ontology annotation, molecular function: hormone activity. Lineage: Eukaryota; Metazoa; Chordata; Actinopteri; Salmoniformes; Salmonidae.
ACUCAACCCAGGAAGCAGAGUGAUGAGCUGAGAGGGCGAGCUCUUUAUAAGAGCGCCACAGAACCCCCAUCAACAGAACCAGGCCUGCUCCAUACCGACUGAUCCAGAUCCAGCACACCCCGUUCCAGCUCAGCUCGUCUUACCGCGUCUCGACCCAGCUCUGUUGGAGAUGAAGUUCUGCCGAAUCCACUGUGCCCUAGCCCUGCUGGGUCUGGCCCUGGCCAUUAGCAGCCAAGGAGCCGCCUCGCAGCCCGACCUGGACCUCCGCAGCCGCAGACUCCUUCAGAGGGCCCGUGCCGCCGGCAUGGCCACACAGGAGUGGAGUAAGCGAGCGGUGGAGGACAUUCUAUCCCAACUGUCCUUGCCUGAGGCGGAGGCCCAGGAAAGUGAGGUGUCCACGGCGGGGGCCAAAGAGGACCUGCGCAUGGAGCUGGAGCGCUCAGUGGGCAGCCCCAACAACCUGCCCCGCGAGCGCAAAGCCGGCUGCAAGAACUUCUACUGGAAGGGCUUCACUUCCUGCUGA